Messenger RNA from Miscanthus lutarioriparius, 1194 nucleotides. The record is from the annotation of a GenBank genome assembly. NCBI's taxonomy places the organism in Eukaryota, Viridiplantae, Streptophyta, Magnoliopsida, Poales, Poaceae.
AUGGAGCCAGAUUCGGCGAGGAAGAGGCUCGCAUUGCUGACGCUGCUGCUCCUGGCGGCGCCCGCCCGCCCGGCCUCGGCGGCUCCUGUGGAGGAUGGCCUGCUCAGCAAUGGUGACUUUGAGACAGCACCAGCCGGUGGUUUUGUAAAAUCUGCAUCUGUUGCUGAGGGUGCAUCGUCAAUCCCUGGUUGGACGAUCAAUGGCACAGUUGAACUCAUUUCAGCAGGCCAGCACCAGGGUGGCAUGAUCCUCAUUGUUCCACAGGGGGACCAUGCUGUAAGGCUAGGGAAUGAUGCUAGCGUUGGGCAGGUGGUGGACGUUGAGAAGGGCUCGGAGUAUGCUAUCACAUUCAGCGCUGCCCGGACAUGUGCACAACUGGAGGCACUGAAUGUUUCCGUGCUAGGUGGUGUAUCACAGACAGUAGACUUGCAGACAUUGUACAACAUAGAAGGCUGGGAUGCGUACGCGUUGGCUUUUCAGGCAACGGAAGAGCAGGCACAUCUUCAAUUCAUGAACCCUGGCAUGGAGGAUGAUCCGACCUGUGGUCCUAUCCUAGACAACGUUGCCGUCAAGAAGCUCUUCACUCCAGACAAACCAAAGGAUAACGUGGUGCUGAAUGGAGACUUUGAGGAGGGUCCAUGGAUGUUCCCGAACACGAGCUUUGGCGUGCUGCUCCCAACUAACCUUGACGAGCAGACAUCUGCCAUACCUGGUUGGAUGAUCGAGUCAAACCGCGCUGUCCGCUACAUAGACUCUAAUGAGUACAAGGUUCCCCAGGGGAAGCGUGCCAUUGAGCUUCUGUCAGGCAAGGAGGGUAUCAUCUCCCAGAUGGUUGAGACGACCCCUCAGAAGGUUUACAGCCUGACGUUCACACUGGGCACGGCGGGGGACUCGUGCCAACCACCAAUGGCCGUCAUGGCGUUCGCGGGGGAUCAGGCCCAGAAUUUCCACUACUCCCCAAUGGGCAACGCCACCAGCCAGGCUGCGAAUGUGACGUUCACUGCACGUGCUGAGAGAACACGUGUGGCAUUCUACAGCGUGUACUACAACACGAGGAGUGACGACCACAGCUCGCUGUGUGGGCCGGUGAUUGACGACGUCUGGGUAUGGGGUUUGAACGCAGGGGCUGGGUUGAAGGCAAGUAUUGGACUGGUUAUUGGCAUUGUUGGUGUCGUUGCCAUGGUGUUGUUCUGA